AUGACGGCCACCCUCGACAACCCUGGCGACAAAGUCACAGCACCAUGCAAGCUCGCUCAUGUCGUCUUGCGUACCAGCAACUUCAACAAGAUGCGAGAUUUCUACUUGAAGUUCCUCGGAGCCACAGUCUCUUUCGAGAAUGAGCUCAUGGCUCUGUUGACCUACGACGACGAGCAUCAUCGUCUCGGCAUCAUCAACAUACCUGAUCUCGCAGCCAAGAACCCGGGGACAUGCGGACUCGAGCAUAUCGCCUUCACCUACAGUGAUCUCCAGACUUUGGCAUUGGUCUACUUGCAGCGUCAAAAGCAUGGGAUCGAGCGUUUCUGGUGUAUCAAUCAUGGGCCGUCGAUAAGUGUGUAUACUCAUGAUCCAGAUGGGAAUAUCCUCGAAUCCCAGGUCGAUUGCAUGACUGUAGAAGGAGCCACGGGUUUCAUGACCUCGGAUGUGUAUCAAACGAAUCCCAUCGGUGUCGACUUUGAGAUGAAGGAUCUGAUCAACAGGCUGAAGAGUGGCGAGUCAGAAGACGAGAUCAAGAAGAGGCCAACGAGUGGGCCUCGUGGUAUUGAUUCGGUUCCCGCUUGA
Recurvomyces mirabilis is the source of this 582-nucleotide messenger RNA. RefSeq lists its product as uncharacterized. The transcript has 2 exons. Bases 1 to 582 code for a protein of 193 amino acids. The record is from RefSeq and is a predicted model, not a curated record. NCBI's taxonomy places the organism in Eukaryota, Fungi, Ascomycota, Dothideomycetes, Mycosphaerellales, Teratosphaeriaceae.